Malassezia pachydermatis is the source of this 1452-nucleotide messenger RNA. RefSeq names its product adenine nucleotide alpha hydrolases-like protein. The coding region runs from base 1 to 1452 and encodes 483 amino acids. Lineage: Eukaryota; Fungi; Basidiomycota; Malasseziomycetes; Malasseziales; Malasseziaceae. The record is from RefSeq and is a predicted model, not a curated record. The transcript has a single exon.
AUGUCCUUUCUGGGUGUGAGUGGCGAGCCAGACGACUAUGGACGCAAGAGCCAUCGGCUUAGCAUGAGCGGACUCCUUGGCCGGCGGCGGAGCUUAUCGCGCAGCCGCCCUUCGCAGUAUAGCGACCAGGAGAACGAGUUGGAGCCAGCACAGACGACACAAGCGCUCCCAUACGACCCACCCACAGCCAGCGCAAGUGGGGCAGAGAUUCCUCCGAUGAUGCUAGGCCCGGUGGAUGACCAGGGAACCAUGUCCGACUCGGACGACGAGUCGACGUAUUUUGGCAGUGAAGUAGAGGACGUGGACGAGUGGGAGCCCAUUGUGUUUGACGAUGCUACGAUGAAGAAUACAGACCGUAACACCCACCUUCUGGACGAUACGGAGAAUCUGUUGGCAUUGAACAAUUACGAGGACGAAGAUCUUUUGGAUCCGUCAGCGGACGAGUUCCAGACAGCGCCGAACAUUGUAUUUUCACGAAACGAGAUCGAGAAGCGAGAGCACAGUAUGCUUCUCAAUGCCGAGGGUCUGCCCAUGUCCCCACCAGGGCGUCCUCCUGUGGUGUAUACAGGUCCGAUGUUUGGGCGAAAUCACUGCACCAUCACAAUGGAGUAUGGCGAUUAUGCGGGCUGCCUCGCUUCGUCGAAACGUCCGAAGCGCUAUAUCAUUGCAAGUGAUGGCAGUGAAGGUUCGCAGUAUGCAGUGAACUGGGCGAUGGGGACUGUGCUUCGAGACGGUGAUGAGACGCUGAUCGUGGCUGUCAUGGAGACCGAUACCAAGUUGGACCAUGUCAAUGAGCGGCUGGAAGAUCCUGUGCGUCUGGCCGUGCACCAGAAAAUUCGCCGCGAUAUGGCAGUGACACUGUGUCAUCAGGCGUUUAUGCUUCUGCAGCGCACACAACUGGGCGUCAAGGUAUCGUGCCAGGCCAUCCAUGCGAACAAUGCGCGACAUAUGCUCCUGGAUGUGAUGGACUUUUACUCACCGACCAUGGUCAUCAGCGGCAGCCGCGGCAUCGAUAAGAUCCGCGGCGUGCUGGGCAGUAUGAGUCACUACCUUGUGCAAAAGUGCUCGGUGCCCGUCAUGGUCUGCCAUAACAAGCUGCAACUACCGCGCCUUCCUCGUGGUAAGGCGGAUGUGGUGAACAAUGUGCGACUUCGCCACAUGCGUCUGGACCAGGCUGUGGUCGAGAAAUACAACCGCCGUGAAGAUGCGGACGAGGACGAAGAAAACCCACAACCUGAAGCGGAGGCGCAGCGAGCCGAGCGUCUCGUGCGUGAUUCAGAACGUAUGAACCGCUUGAACCGCGUGAGUUUGGAGCGUCGAAACUCAGGUGCUCACCCCGUGGUAUCCUCGCCGGAGCACGGCCCCGAUACGACAUUGGUCCCGCAGCCGGCCCUGACAGAUCUUAGCCAGCUGAGGCUCGUGGAUGUACGCCGCCCAUCGCUGGAACCAUAA